CGUGCUUUAAACUAGUAUGGACAUCUUCCGCAGUAUCUGCAAAGUUAACAUCGUAUAAGGAAAAUAAACUUAGUACGCGUUAAAAUAAAUAUUUAACAGCUUCAUAAUAUAAGAGAAAAGCCAUGGGAUGUCCGAUGAAACACCAACACCACCACCACGCGCAAGUUGAAAAGCCUAGUGUGACCGAGAUACCUGUACAGACAGACCUGAAAAUUGUUUGGAUAAUUUCAAUAGUAGUUGGUCUCCUGACAUUAGUUCUGGCAUUGUUACAUUACAAAUAUCCAUGGCUAAAAUAUGACUUGCUUCAUUUGAAGCAGAUGUUCCGCGCUAUCAGAAGAUAUACACAGAAAGUACGUAGAAAUGAGUUCAUUAUUGAUACAUUUGAGCUAACGGUUACCAAACACCCCGAAAAAAUCUUCAUUAUCUACAAUGACAUCCAUUAUUCAUACUACGAGGUGAACCAGAAGGCUAACCAAGUAGCACGUGCAGCUCUUCAGAUUGGAGUCAAGAAAGGUGAUACAGUUGGGAUUAUGUUGUAUAAUGAACCAGCAUUCAUCUGGUUAUUUUUUGGUUUACAGAAGAUUGGAGUCACAGUGGCAUACAUCAAUGUAUUUUUACGAUCCAAGUCUUUAGCUCAUUGUGUUGAAGUAUCACAGUCCAAUUUCCUGAUAAUUGGGGACGAUGCUGAUCUGGAUUCAGCUAUUGAAGAUAUCGGAGAGUCACUAUCAGAUACAGAGGUGUUCUCCAUAUCAGAGUAUGAAUCAGAUCAAAGGAAAAGUUUUAAAAGGAUUAUGGAUGAGCAAUCGACUGAUGACUUUCCUAAAGAAUGUCGAGCUGAUGUUACUAAAAAUGACAUUUGUCAAUUGAUAUUUACUUCCGGGACAACAGGUUUACCAAAGGCUGCUAUCAUAUCCCAAGAUAAAGCUUUAAAGGGAAGUGUCGUGUGCUCCACAUUUAAUCUCGGACCCAAUGAUGUAUUCUAUGAAACAUUACCAUUAUACCAUUCAGCGGCUGGGGAACUAGCUUUAUUUAAUGUUAUUGAUACUGGUUCAACAAUGGUGUUAAGACGAAAAUUUUCAGCUCGGUGUUUUUUAGCAGAUUGUAGAAAGUAUAAUGUGACUGUUAUACAUUAUAUAGGAGAAUUGUGCAGAUACCUUAUGGCAGCACCUGUGACGCCCGAAGAUCGGGAUCAUAGAAUCCGGGUGGCAUUUGGAAAUGGUCUAAGAUCUGAUGUAUGGAGAGACUUUCAGGAAAGAUUUAAUAUACCUCAUGUAGCAGAGUUCUAUGGUGCAACAGAAGCUCCAGUAGGAUUGAUUAAUAUUUGUAAUCAGCUUGGCAGUAUAGGAAGAACAUCACCUCUUUUAAAAAAGAUAUUCAAAAUUGAGUUUUUAAGAUAUGACCAUGAAACAAGGGAGCCGGUUCGAAAUAAAAUAAACAAUAGCUGCAUUAUAGCAAAACCAGGUGAAGUGGGUUUGUUGGUGGUAAAGAUACACAAAUCGGUGAAAUUUGAAGGCUAUAGAGGAAAUAAAUCAGAUAACCAAAAGAAAUUAUUAAAGAAUGUUUUUGAUGAAGGAGAUCUGUAUUUUGAUUCUGGUGAUUUAUUUCGUAUUGAUGACAACUACUUCCUGUAUUUUAGAGACAGAAUGGGCGAUACAUUUAGGUGGAAAGGUGAAAAUGUUUCGACAUCAGAAGUGACAGAAGUUUUAAAUACGUUAGAUUUUAUUCAGGAUUCGAAUGUGUAUGGUGUUGAAAUACCAGGCUGUGAAGGUAAAGCUGGUAUGGCCGCACUUACAUUAAAAGAGGGGCAAGUUUUAACACAGGAUCAAAUAAAAACUUUACAUAGACAAUGUAGUAAUGAAUUAGCUAGCUAUGCACGGCCGAAGUUUAUACGUGUUCAAAAACAAAUGAGUUUAACCAGUACAUUUAAACAACGAAAGAUAGAGCUAAUUGAUGAAGGAUUUGAUCCAAAGAAAACGGAAGAACCCCUUUAUUAUUAUAAUCCGAUACAUGAACAAUAUGAUGGCCUGACUGAUGAAGUAUUUAGUGAUAUUGUAUCCGGUGUAUAUCGAUUAUAGACAAGAACUUAAUAUGUACUUAGUGAUGUUGUAUAGAGCAAAUAUCGAUGAUAGAAAUGUUUAUCACGAGCUUAUGUGAUAUUGUAUAUAGCAAAAAUGGAUUAUAGAAAUUUUUUAUCAAGAACUUGUGUAUUUAGUGAUAUUGUGUAUAGCAAAUAUCGAUUUUAGCAAAUAUCAAUUUUUUACAUGUUUAUCAAGCAAUUGUAUGUAGCAAAUAUCGAUGAUGAAAAUGUUUAUCAAGAAGCUUUGUAUUUCAUGACGUAGUAUAAUAACAAAUAUCGAUUACAGAAAUAUUUAUCAAACAUGUACAGAUAUUGCAUCAAGAGAAUGUCGAUUAUAGAAAUGUUUAUCAACAACUUAUGUAUUUAGUGGAAUUGUACAAUAGCGAAUAUGAAAAUGUUUAUCAAG
Messenger RNA from Lottia gigantea (owl limpet), 2483 nucleotides. RefSeq lists its product as hypothetical. The transcript has 11 exons. Lineage: Eukaryota; Metazoa; Mollusca; Gastropoda; Lottiidae. Gene Ontology annotation, molecular function: long-chain fatty acid transmembrane transporter activity; long-chain fatty acid-CoA ligase activity. Bases 123 to 2075 code for a protein of 650 amino acids. The record is from RefSeq and is a predicted model, not a curated record.